AUGGGCUGUGGCGCUAGCAAAGAAGACUUGGACGAGAAGCGGGCCAAUGACGAGAUCGACAACCAGCUGCGCAAGGAGCGCAUGAACCUGCGCAAUGAGGUGAAGAUGCUACUUUUGGGCGCUGGAGAGUCCGGAAAGAGCACCAUCAUUAAGCAGAUGAAGCUCAUCCACGACGGCGGAUACAGCCAUGAGGAGCGCGAGUCGUUCAAGGAGGUUAUUUUCUCCAACACAAUCCAGUCGAUGCGCGUCCUGCUAGAGGCGAUGGACUCGCUGCACAUUGGGCUGGAGCACCCUGAGUUACAGGGGUACGCGGACGUCAUCAUGCGGAUGCCCGGGCAGAUCGAGGCGGAAAGUCUACCAGCGGAUGUGGCCAGCGCAGUCAAGGCGCUGUGGUCGGACGGCGGAGUGCGCGAAUGCUUUGGGCGCUCGAACGAGUUCCAGCUCAAUGACUCUGCGUCAUACUACUUUGACUCUAUUCUGCGCAUCUGCCAGGACGGCUACCAGCCGACAGACCAGGAUGUGCUGCGCUCGCGUGUCAAGACCACAGGUAUCAACGAGACCAUCUUCCGGGUGGGCGAGCUGACAUACCGCAUGCUGGACGUGGGUGGACAGCGGUCGGAGCGCAAGAAGUGGAUCCACUGCUUCGAGAACGUCACGGCAAUUCUGUUCCUCGUGGCAAUCUCCGAGUACGACCAGGUGCUCAUCGAGGACGACACGGUCAACCGCAUGCAGGAGGCGCUGACCCUGUUUGACUCGAUCUGCAACUCGCGGUGGUUCGUCAAGACGUCCAUUAUUCUGUUCCUCAACAAGAUGGACAUUUUCCGCGAGAAGCUACCGAGCUCGCCAAUGAAGAAGUACUUCCCAGACUUUGAUGGUGGUAAUGACACUGACGCAUCAUCCGAGUACAUCCUCAAGCGCUUUGUGUCGCUGAACCAGUCGGAUGCCAAGCAGAUCUACACACACUUUACGUGCGCGACAGACACGAACCAGAUAAAGUUUGUCAUGGCGGCGGUCAAUGAUAUUAUCAUUCAGACCAACCUGCGCGACUGCGGACUGCUGUGA
This is a messenger RNA of Kickxella alabastrina, 1062 nucleotides long. RefSeq names its product guanine nucleotide binding protein, alpha subunit. Gene Ontology annotation, biological process: G protein-coupled receptor signaling pathway. Bases 1 to 1062 code for a protein of 353 amino acids. Lineage: Eukaryota; Fungi; Kickxellomycota; Kickxellomycetes; Kickxellales; Kickxellaceae. The transcript has a single exon. Gene Ontology annotation, molecular function: GTP binding; G protein-coupled receptor binding; GTPase activity. Gene Ontology annotation, cellular component: heterotrimeric G-protein complex. The record is from RefSeq and is a predicted model, not a curated record.